AUACUAUGUAUUGCGAUCGUUUUAGGAAUACAACUGUACUUUACAAAUUUCUGUCAAUAUCCAGUUGGCCAUUCAGUUGAACUUGCGGCCAGGUUUGUUUGCGUUUUUAUUGUUCCGUUCAUUUUUGGUCAGCCUCAUAUUUCAUUUUUUUGGUUUCUUCCCCCUUUUCUCUCUCUCCCUGUUCUAUGAAUUCAACACAAAUCUGGUUUUCCUACUGCCUCUCGGACCUUGUAUGAUCUUAAAGUUGCAAUCUUUCCUUUCUGUUCUAGAAUUUCUUUGAUGUGUAUUUGAUGCGCUGUUAUUUGACCUCAAUUGCUGUUGUUUUGAGUUGGGAGGUGUUAUCUUAGCUCAAUUUUUGAUGAUGGGAUUUGGGUUUUCAAUCUGGGUUUUGUUGCUAUUGAAUCUUGCUUGCUGUUCGAGGGGAUUUACACCUGUUGAUCAAUACUACGUCAACUGUGGAUCGUCGAGCGAUGUCGUUGUCGGUAAUAUUACUUUUGUUGCUGAUAAAUCUGCUGCGAAAUAUCUGUCAACCCCUCAGGAAAUAUUGGCUGAUAGCAAUCUCAAUUCCAUAACUAGAGCUGAUGAUUCCCCUUUGUUUAGAACUGCUAGAAUCUUUAAUGGGCCAUCUAGAUACACGUUUCCGAUUGGGCAGGGCGGUAGGCAUUGGAUCCGCCUGCAUUUCUUCCCUUUUGACUAUCCCAAUUAUGAUAUGAAAUCAGCUAGUUUCUCUGUUUUCUCCCAGAAGACUACACUGCUUAGUGAUUUCACCCCUAAGGCUGCUGUUGUUAGGGAAUACUCUGUUAAUGUGGAGAAGGGAGACCUUGUCAUCACCUUUUCUCCUUCUAGAAAUUCAAUUGCUUUUGUUAAUGCAAUUGAGGUUGUUUCCGUGCCCAAUGACCUCAUAGCUGAUUCUGCACAGCUAUACAGUUCUCCGAGUCAGUUUACUGGGCUGACAGCUCAGUCUCUGCAGACUGUUGCCCGGUUGAAUAUGGGUGGCCCGUUCGUGUCAUUGGUGAAUGAUACGUUGGGGCGUAACUGGGAUUCAGAUAGUUCAUAUUUGAAAGAUCCGAAUCUUGCUACUACUAAAUCCAAUAUCCCAGCUGUCCAGUACUCUGUUGGUGGUGCAACGUCAGACGCUGCACCACAAACUGUCUACGGGACUUGCAUCAAGAUGGACUCUGCUAGUGAUCCUAGGAGCAAUUUUAAUGUCACCUGGGACAUCCCUGUGGAUCCUGGUUUUCAGUACUUGGUUCGGUUGCACUUCUGUGACAUUGUGAGUGCAUCACCUACAGAUCUUGCCUUUAAUGUUUACAUUGACACAUAUGUCAUUUAUCGGGAUCUGGAACUAGCUUCAAAACUUAAUGGGAAGUUGGCCACUGCUUUCUUUGGGGAUUUUGUUACCCCGGUGCUCACUAAACCUAACGUUACUGUAAGCAUUGGCCCAUCUGCUGUGAGUUCUUACCCUGACGCCUUUCUUAACGGGUUGGAGGUUAUGAAAAUAAGAAAUGCCAAGGACAGUCUUGCAGGGGCAUCUGUUUUGCCAUCAUUUCCUAAAUCAAAGAAGAAAUUGGGGAUUAUUGUGGGUGUGAGUGUUGGGGUACCAGUAGCAUUGAUUUUGGUCGGGAUUCUGUUUUUCAUGCACAGGAGAAGGAAACAAGAACGUCUCAAAUUCUCAAAAACAUGGGUUCCUAUAUCGGUUAAUGGUGGAGCUUCCCAUACCAUGGGAAGCAAAUAUUCAACUGGCACAACAGUUAGUGUUGGUUCUAACAUGAGCUACCGCAUCCCCUUUGUAGCAGUUCAAGAUGCAACAAACAACUUUGAUGAGAGCUGGGUGAUUGGAGUCGGUGGAUUUGGCAAGGUUUACAAGGGAGAACUACAUGAUGGUACAAAGGUAGCUGUUAAGAGAGGCAAUCCCAGGUCCCAACAAGGUUUAGCAGAAUUCAGAACUGAAAUUGAGAUGCUUUCCCAAUUCCGCCAUCGCCAUUUGGUUUCCUUGAUUGGUUACUGUGAUGAAAAGAAUGAGAUGAUUCUGGUGUAUGAGUACAUGGAGAAUGGAACCGUCAAAAGCCAUCUGUACGGUUCUGAUAAUCCAAGUUUAGGCUGGAAAGAGAGACUUGAGAUAUGCAUUGGAGCUGCAAGAGGGUUGCACUAUCUCCACACCGGGUAUGCCAAAGCAGUUAUUCACCGUGAUGUGAAGUCAGCAAACAUAUUGCUGGAUGAGAACUUAAUGGCAAAGGUUGCUGACUUUGGACUUUCUAAGACGGGGCCAGAGCUUGAUCAAACUCAUGUCAGCACAGCUGUCAAAGGAAGCUUUGGAUACCUCGAUCCAGAGUAUUUCAGAAGGCAGCAGCUGACAGAAAAAUCGGAUGUUUACUCAUUUGGCGUUGUCUUGUUUGAAGUUCUAUGCGCCAGGCCUGUGAUAGAUCCAACUCUUUCUCGAGAAAUGGUUAACUUAGCUGAAUGGGCAAUGAACUGGCAGCAGAAGGGUCAGCUGGAUCACAUCAUCGAUAAGCAUCUUGUGGGGAAGAUAAAACCCGAUUCCCUCAGAAAGUUUGGAGAAACAGCAGAGAAAUGCUUGGCCGAUUAUGGGGUGGACAGACCCUCGAUGGGUGACGUUCUUUGGAAUCUUGAAUAUGCUCUUCAGCUUCAAGAGGCAGUCAUCCAGAAUGAUCCCGAUGAGAACAGCACAAAUGCUAUUGGCCACCUGUCUCCACAAGUUGGCGAGUUCAACCAUGGCGACACUACCACUUCCGUUGCCCAAUUUGAGACCUCAGUUGUUGAUGAUCUUUCCGGUGUUUCAAUGAGUAGAGUUUUCUCACAGCUGGUCAAGUCUGAGGGGAGGUAAUUUAAAUGCUUAUGGAUGAUCCCUAUGUUUGAGAUUUCCAUUUAUCUCUGUUCAUGUAUCAUUUUCGAGUAAUCUUUACUUGUGUUUCAUCAUGUACGCUUCUUGCUUUCAUAUAGUUUGAAAAUUGAAACCUGAGAUUUUGGAGGGCCUCUGCCCUAUGUAAUGAUAUUUACUAAGAUCUCGUCGAGACAUAUAUACGUAUCCUUGCCUUUCUUGCAAUUGUAAUCUGUUUCAGCACAAACUAGCAGAAUUGAUGCAUACACUGGUAAUUUGUAGUAGUUACUUUUGUUAUUCAUUGGAAUUUGCAUUUGUCA
Messenger RNA from Salvia splendens (bonfire salvia), 3159 nucleotides. RefSeq names its product probable receptor-like protein kinase At5g59700. Gene Ontology annotation, molecular function: ATP binding; transmembrane receptor protein tyrosine kinase activity. The transcript has a single exon. Gene Ontology annotation, cellular component: plasmodesma; plasma membrane. NCBI's taxonomy places the organism in Eukaryota, Viridiplantae, Streptophyta, Magnoliopsida, Lamiales, Lamiaceae. Bases 359 to 2845 code for a protein of 828 amino acids. The record is from RefSeq and is a predicted model, not a curated record. Gene Ontology annotation, biological process: protein autophosphorylation.